Molecule: messenger RNA, 846 nt
Organism: Linepithema humile (Argentine ant)
Lineage: Eukaryota; Metazoa; Arthropoda; Insecta; Hymenoptera; Formicidae
Gene: Prosbeta7
Product: proteasome subunit beta type-4
Cellular component (GO): proteasome core complex
Source: RefSeq, a predicted model, not a curated record
AGUGACAAGUAAAACACAGUGAACACAGUAAGAAAAAUGGCUUUUAACAAUAAAGAUAUCGCACCUCUGUGGCAUAAUGGACCAACACCAGGUGCAUUUUAUCAGUUUCCAGGAAACCAGUAUGGUACUGGAGGAUUCCAAAAAUCACAAUCUCCUAUAACGACCGGUACAUCCGUCAUUGGUAUACAAUUUAAAGACGGAGUCAUUAUAGCUGCUGAUAUCCUUGGAUCUUAUGGAUCACUCGCUCGUUACAGAAAUCUAGAACGUAUCAUGAAAGUUAAUGAUAAUAUUAUUCUUGGUGCAUCCGGAGAUUAUGCAGAUUUUCAAUGCAUCAAGAGUUACGUGGAGAGAAAAAUUCUGGAUGAACAAUGCUUAGAUGAUGGAUUUAGCUUGAAGCCGAAAGCUCUACAUUGUUGGCUAACACGUGUCAUGUACAACAGACGAUCAAAUUUUGAUCCAUUUUGGAAUAAUUUUGUAAUUGCUGGUUUGGAAGAUGGAAAACCAUUUUUAGGAACUGUGGACAAGCUUGGUACAGCUUACAAUGAUCCAGUGAUUGCGACAGGAUAUGGUGCUUAUAUGGCAACACCUAUAUUGAGAAAAGCUUAUGAAGAAAAUAGCCAAAUGAGCAAAGAGCAAGCCAUUGAGCUUCUCUACAAAGUUAUGCAAGUUCUGUUUUACAGAGAUGCAAGAUCUUUCCCAAAGUAUCACCUCGGCAUUGUCACGAAGGAAAAAGGCAUUGAAAUAGAAGGACCAUUGAGUUUAGAUAGUUAUUGGGGACCUGCAGUCUUGUAAAACUAACAUUCUAUUUCUUUAAUGUAAGUUAUAAUAAAAAACAUGCUUGAUUAA